Molecule: messenger RNA, 1074 nt
Organism: Lampris incognitus (smalleye Pacific opah)
Lineage: Eukaryota; Metazoa; Chordata; Actinopteri; Lampriformes; Lampridae
Gene: tacr3a
Product: tachykinin receptor 3a
Exons: 6
Coding region: 1-1074 (357 amino acids)
Biological process (GO): G protein-coupled receptor signaling pathway; positive regulation of flagellated sperm motility
Cellular component (GO): plasma membrane; sperm midpiece
Molecular function (GO): tachykinin receptor activity
Source: RefSeq, a predicted model, not a curated record
AUGGCAGCUACACAAAACGGGUCGAAUAUAACGGCGAACUACACCAACCAGUUCGUGCAGCCGCCUUGGCGCGUGGCCCUGUGGUCGGUCGCCUACAGUCUCGUGCUGGCGGUGGCGGUGUUCGGAAACCUGGUCGUGAUGUGGAUCAUUGUGGCUCACAAGCGAAUGAGGACGGUGACAAACUAUUUUCUCUUAAACUUGGCGUUUUCCGACGCGUCCAUGGCCGCAUUCAACACUUUGAUAAACUUCAUCUACGCCACCCACGGAGACUGGUACUUCGGAGAGGCAUAUUGCAAAUUCCACAACUUCUUCCCCGUGACGUCAGUCUUUGCGAGCAUCUACUCCAUGACAGCAAUUGCCGUUGACAGGUACAUGGCCAUCAUCCACCCCCUGAAGCCACGGCUGUCAGCAACGGCCACCAAGGUGAUCAUAGUCUGUAUUUGGAUCCUGGCUGUGGUGCUGGCCUUCCCCCUGUGUUUCUUCUCCACCAUCCUCACAUUGCCCCGCAGGACCAUCUGUCAUGUAGCCUGGCCCCGGAAGACAGACGACCCCUUCAUGUAUCAUAUCAUAAUCGCAGUUCUGGUCUACCUGCUGCCCUUGGUAGUGAUGGGUAUCACCUACACUAUAGUGGGGGCGACACUGUGGGGAGGGGAGAUCCCAGGAGACUCAUCUGAUAACUAUCAUGGACAGCUCCAAGCCAAGAGGAAGGUGGUGAAGAUGAUGAUCAUCGUUGUGGUGACCUUUGCCCUCUGCUGGCUACCCUAUCACAUCUAUUUUAUUGUGACUGGCCUCAACAAACUCCUGAUUAAACGGAAGUACAUCCAGCAGGUUUACUUGUCAGUGAUGUGGCUGGCCAUGAGCUCCACCAUGUACAACCCCAUCAUCUACUGCUGCCUCAACAGCAGGUUCCGGGCCGGCUUCAAGCAGGCAUUUCGGUGGUGCCCUUUUAUCAAGGUGUCCAGCUACGAUGAGCUGGAGCUAUGCACCAGGCGGCUACACCCAGCCCGCCAGAGUAGCAUGCACACACUGUCACGGAUGGAGACCAGCAUGGUGGCCUGUGAAAGAAGGAGGUAG